Messenger RNA from Penicillium malachiteum, 1041 nucleotides. RefSeq names its product D-mandelate dehydrogenase-like dehydrogenase. Gene Ontology annotation, cellular component: cytosol. Gene Ontology annotation, molecular function: hydroxypyruvate reductase [NAD(P)H] activity; NAD binding; glyoxylate reductase (NADPH) activity. The record is from RefSeq and is a predicted model, not a curated record. Bases 1 to 1041 code for a protein of 346 amino acids. NCBI's taxonomy places the organism in Eukaryota, Fungi, Ascomycota, Eurotiomycetes, Eurotiales, Aspergillaceae. The transcript has 5 exons.
AUGACAUCUGAAAAGCCUAUUAUCCUCCAUCUUGGAGACCCAAUCGAGUUUAACAAGGAUUUGUACGCCGAGAUAGCUGAGCAAUUUACUAUCAUCCGCCCUUCCCUCGAAGAACGACAACGCGAUGCAUUCCUGACAGCACUAAGAGAGAAGAAAUGGGGUAACUUCCAGGCUAUCAUUCGUCCAUUUUGGAAUACCGGAGGUGAAAUGGGUCGGUGGGAUGCCGAGUUGAUUCCUUUGUUGCCGCCAUCACUAAAAGUGUAUGGUAGUGCUGGUGCGGGCUAUGACUGGAUGGAUGUCGAUAUCUUGGCUGAAUAUGGAAUCGUUUAUUGUAACGGCGCCCAAGCAUCAAGUGAAGCAGUAGCUGAUAUGGCAAUAUUUCAUAUUAUCUCUGUUUUUCGAAACAUGCAAUGGUCCAUGGACGGUGCUCGUUCUGGCGAUCCGAAUCUUUGGUUAGAGGCACAUCAAAACACAGCGGCUACUGCGCACAAUCCACGAACUCAGAUAUUGGGUAUCAUUGGGCUUGGGAAUAUUGGAUAUACCAUUGCUCGUAAGGCAUACGCCUGCUUCGGCAUGAAAAUCUACUACCAGGAUCUUUACCGCAAGUCCGCCGAGCAAGAACAAGCCGUUGGAGCCUCCUUCUGUGAAACGCUGGAUGAGCUGCUGGCUGUGGCAGAUUGCAUUGUUCUAGCCACACCAUUUGGUGGAUCCAAACUCAUCACCAAGGAGGUCCUGGCUAAGUUUAAAAGGGGCGCUAAAUUUAUCAACAUCGCGAGAGGAAAACUGGUUGAUGAGGUGGCCUUGGUUGAUGCCUUGAAGUCUGGUCAUUUAUCUGCUGCUAGCUUGGAUGUCCAUGAGAAUGAGCCCCAUGUAAAUGAGGAUCUCAGAAAUAUGCGAAACGUAACACUCACAGCACAUAAUACAGCUGGAGGGGCCGCGGAGACACAGAUUGGGUUUGAGCGAUUGGCCAUGGAGAAUGUUCAGUGUGUGUUGACCGGCCAGGAGCCUCUCACACCGGUCAAUAAGCAUCUUAUUAAAUGA